Molecule: messenger RNA, 1772 nt
Organism: Monomorium pharaonis (pharaoh ant)
Lineage: Eukaryota; Metazoa; Arthropoda; Insecta; Hymenoptera; Formicidae
Exons: 2
Coding region: 206-1702 (498 amino acids)
Cellular component (GO): extrinsic component of mitochondrial inner membrane
Source: RefSeq, a predicted model, not a curated record
GAGACGGUUGGUCUUUAGCCGGGGGAAAAUCAAACCGUUAGAACGCUUGCCUAAGUUGCGAGGGAGUUUCAAAAUCAAUACAAUUCCACAGUUAUACAGUGAUACUGUUAUUAACACAGCGCUCUUUGCGUUUGUACAUUACAUGUAUUUUAUGUGUUGAACAGUUGUGGUUUUUGAAGAGCGAAGAAUUUGUGAGGUCUUGACAAUGGGCCGCAGAAAAAGGAAUCCGAAAAGACUCAUCGUCAGUCAGAAAGUUGGCGAGAAUAACGUAGCUAAAAAUUCGAAUGACUCCGGCGGAAAAGAGGCGACGGAACGAAGAGAAGAUCCCUCCUUGAUUGCCGAAGCUGUGAUUGACGUUUACUCGCGUUUGAAAUUGCCACUCGUGCACCCGAUGCAGCAGCGUCGAUCGUCGGACGUAAGCGACGAGGAGGAUACUGUCGAGCUGAACUUCUGGCCGCGUUUUGUCUUCGUGUCGAACCUGUGCCUAAUCUGCAUGGAACGCUCGAGGGUGACCUGCGAAUCUUGCGGCAUGGUUUCUUACUGCACCGUCAAACACAUGGAGCAGGACCGGCCGAGGCAUCGCGACCUGUGCAAAGUUCUCACCGAGAUCUGCGCGAUCGGCUUGUCGCCGCUGUCGGGACUCAGCGCGGACGAUUAUCGCGUCUAUCGGCUGAAACUGAUCGAGCUGGUGCACCGCCGCUUGGGCAGGCCUCUCCAGCUCUGGGAAAGGGAGAUUCUACUUUAUCCUCGCGUCUGUUGCGACUGUCGCUGCUUCUCGAGGGCUCUGAGAUGCUGUUCGGCGUGCGGAAUCGGCUUGUUCUGCGAGAAUCACGACGGCGGGCAUAGGGAGUGGUGUCGAGAGUUCCAGGUGUUUCGCAGGGUUUUGUCGAUGCAGCACAAGAACGGUUACGCGGAGCCCGAGAUUCCGGAUACCCUCCAGGAAGGACCCCUUCGUUUACCCGGCAAUUUUGAUCGGUUAAUAGCGCAGCUUUACGAUCGCUCGACUUAUUAUUGCGAUAUGGAUUCCUACACGUACUGCGGUCUCUCUCAUGUAGCGUCUAUUCCGUUGACGGCUCUGUAUGCCAUGCAGAUUUCUUGCCAGAAUUGGAAAACUAUCGACGCUCUCGUGAUUCACGUGAUAGGCGCCGAGUUCCAGUACGAGUGUAUAAAUCUGCACGUGUGGGAGAAAUUCUUUCUGCACCUUCUUCCCAAUUUAAAGCGUCUCAAGUUGAUGUUCGUUGGCCCGGAACUGAGUCUGCCGCCGGUGCCGUUAGACCUGUUGACUGCUGUGAAGAUAUGUUCGACUUGCAAAUCGUUCGGUCGACGUGUAAACGUUUCGUUCCAUCCGGGAAAAUUCUAUCACGAUUUCUGUCGUUCCAAACAGUUCACAGGACCGCAUCUCGUGUGUCUCUUUAACCCGGGUCUUUAUCGGGAGACUGGUUUUGAAGGCAGGGACACGUGGCCAGAGACGAUACGUGAAUUUUGUAAAACGAAAGUUCCCGUUUGCGUGACAUCUUACACGAAGCAGGAAAUUCCUCGGGAGAUGGUCAGGAUAAAAUCGAUUGCCGAUGUAGACACGAUUUUGGAGCCGCGGAGAAAUCCAUUCGCUUCGAUCAAACCCGAUAGAAAUUUUGUCAGUGACGAUACGGCGCCACUUAUCUAUAAAAAUUAUUAUCUCGCUAUCGUUCGAGGAAAAUCAUAAAAGAAUUUGAAAGAAAUACUUUUUAUUAAAUUUACUAUAUAAUUUUGCACAAAUACCUUUUAUACACUGA